Molecule: messenger RNA, 959 nt
Organism: Phycodurus eques (leafy seadragon)
Lineage: Eukaryota; Metazoa; Chordata; Actinopteri; Syngnathiformes; Syngnathidae
Gene: prkag3b
Product: protein kinase, AMP-activated, gamma 3b non-catalytic subunit
Exons: 10
Coding region: 42-959 (305 amino acids)
Source: RefSeq, a predicted model, not a curated record
UGGCGCCUCCUGCAGGCCCAGAGCGGGACGCCUUAAUUUACAUGAACUUCAUGAAGAACCACAGCUGCUAUGAUGCUAUUCCUACCAGCUCCAAGCUCGUCAUCUUUGACACCGCACUGCAGGUGAAGAAGGCUUUCUUUGCUCUGGUGGCUAACGGCGUACGAGCAGCACCGCUGUGGGACAAGAAGCUCAAAUGUUUUGUAGGAAUGCUGACCAUCACAGACUUCAUCAACAUUCUCCAUCGUUAUUACAAGUCUCCUCUGGUUCAGAUAUAUGAGUUGGAGGAGCACAAGAUAGAGACGUGGCGAGAGAUCUAUCUGCAGUACUCCACCAACAGGCUCAUCAGCAUCACUCCCGAGGCCAGUCUGUUUGAUGCCAUCUACUCACUGUUAAAGAACAAGAUACACCGACUUCCUGUCAUCGACCCGGCAUCAGGGAACGUCCUCCAUAUCCUGACACACAAGCGCAUCCUCAAGUUCCUCCACAUAUUUGGUUCUAUGAUUCCAAAGCCGUGGUUCCUGCAGAAACGGAUCAGUCAGCUGGCUAUCGGUACCUUUAAGCAGAUCGCAACAGUGCAGGAAUCUGCGUCGGUCUAUGACGCUUUAAGCAUCUUUGUGGAGCGACGAGUGUCUGCUCUGCCUGUCGUCAAUGAGCAAGGUAAAGUGGUGGCGCUAUACUCCAGAUUUGAUGUCAUUAAUCUCGCAGCCCAGAAGAACUACAACAACUUGGACAUGACCAUGACAGAGGCUGUUGCCUCCAGAGCCUGCUGCAUGGAAGGAGUACUCAAAUGUUAUCCUCAUGAAACCUUAGAGACCAUCAUUGACCGGAUUGCUAAAGCUGAGGUGCAUCGCUUGGUGUUGGUUGACGCCAAGGAUGUGGUGAGAGGGAUCGUCUCACUGUCGGACCUCCUCCAGGCCCUGGUCCUCAGCCCAGCAGGUAUUGACGCACUGUGCACCUAA